GCCACUAAAAUAAAACUUUUUAUUUUAUUUUUUAUUUUAUAUAUAUUAGUAAAUAAAUAAAGCUUUAUAUAUAGUAGAGAGCUCCGCAGAACCCUCAGAAUACCGACUCUGUUUUAUAGAUCAUUCUGCUGAAAGCCUAAAAUGAAGACGAUGAAUUGCCACAUUCGAUAUGCCAUCAUACUUCUUCUCAUGACCUCAUCUUGCUUCUUUGUUUCACACUCUUUCAAUAUCGAUAAUGCCCCUACCACUUCCUUUCACAAAACAUUAUGCCUCCCGGAUCAAGCCUCUGCUUUGUUGCAAUUCAAACAUGAGUUUGCAUUUCAUAAACUCAACUAUUCUUAUGAAGAUGUCCCUUAUCAUUAUUAUUUGUUAUAUAAUGGUUAUCCAAAGAUGAAGUUUUGGAAGGCGGAAAAGGACUGCUGCUACUGGGAUGGUGUUUCAUGCAACAUGGAAACCGGACAUGUGGAAAGCCUUGAUCUCAGCCACAGUUGGCUUCAUGGGCCUCUGCUUUCUAAUAGCAGCCUCUUCAACUUGCAUCAACUCCAACGACUCAAUCUCGCCUUCAACAACUUCAGUUUCUCUGCAAUUCCUUCAGAGUUGGGCCGCCUUUCAAGGUUAACACAUCUCAACCUCUCUUCAUCUUUUUUCUGUGGGCAUAUCCCAUCUGGAAUAUUUUGGCUGAACAAAUUGAUUUCACUUGAUCUCUCUUACAAUUACCACUGGGAUCCAUUUAAAGGUGAUUAUAUUUACCUACAAAGGGUAGACAUGAUCACAAGGCUUGUCAAAAACAUGACAAAUAUUAGAGAAAUUCUCUUAAACAGCGUGGACCUGUCUUCGUCACUACCUGAAUCCUUGGCAAACUUAUCUUCCUUAGAAUCUCUUUCAUUGAGUGGAUGCUAUUUGCAUGGUAGAUUUCCCAAUAAUAUCUUUCUCUUGCCUAAAUUGAAAGUCAUUGAUUUAUCAAGGAAUGAUAUUUUCACUGGUUUUCAUCCAAAGUUUCACAAUGGCAGUAACCUGAGGUCCUUAAUUCUUUCAUGGACAAACCUUUCAGCAAGAUUGCCAGAUUCAAUCGGAAACCUCAAGUCCUUGAAUGUUUUGGAUAUCAGUUAUUGUGAUUUUUCAGGCACUCUUCCUUUUUCGUUUUGGAAUCUUUCCGAACUCACAGAGUUAUACCUCUCCGGAAACAACUUCGGUGGCAUUAAUCAACUUCUUCCUAGAGUAGGAAAACUUUCAAAGCUCACUAUUUUGGAGCUUCAUGCGCUUCAACUUAGUGGUGAAGUAGCCUUUUCACUUGGAAACCUCACACGUCUGGAAAUUCUAGGUCUUUCUGAAAAUAAUUUUAGUGGUCAAAUCCCAUUUUCAUUUCCAAAUCUAAAAAUGUUGCGAAGUUUAGAUCUCCAAGAGAGUGGUGUCAGUGGUAAUAUUCCAUCUUCAUUUGGAGACCUCAUCAGAUUGGAAGAUUUAAAUCUUUCAAUUAAUAAUCUUAGUGGUCAAAUUCCUCCUUCCAUUGGAAACCUCUCAAGGCUGGAGUCUUUUGAUCUUUCAAAUAAUGGUCUUAGCGGUCCAAUUCCUCCUUCGAUUGGAAAGCUCAUAAGGCUGGAUUAUUUGUAUCUUCGCUAUAAUAAUCUUAGUGGUCCAAUUCCUCCUUCGAUUGGAAAGCUCACAAGGCUGGAAGAUUUAGAACUUUCCUAUAAUAAUCUUAGUGGUCAAAUUCCUCCUUCUCUUGGAAACCUUAGCCAGCUAGCCUACUUGGAUAUUUCUAGUAAUUGUUUUGAAGGAGUCAUUCAUUGGUCUCUGUUUGCAAUUUCUUCCUUGGAAGGGAUGUACAUGUCUGAUAAUCAAUUCAGCGGCCCUCUCAAUAUUCAGAAUAUCUCCUCGUCCCAAUUGGUUCGAUUGGAUAUAAGUGGAAACAUGUUAAAUGGGGAAAUUCCAAAGUCGAUAUCCAAAUUACGAAACGUGGAAUGGCUUAAACUUGGUUCAAAUAACUUGAGUGGCACAGUUGAGUUGGACACCUUCUCAAGCUUACGAGUGCUUGAUCUCUCAUCUAAUAAUAUUUCCAAACUAUCAUAUGGACAUGAUAUGGCUUCCAUUCUUCUCAAUCUUGCAUAUUUCAAUUUGUCUUCUUGCAACAUAACUGAGUUUCCAGAAUUCUUGAAGUCCCAACAUGAGUUGCAGCGAUUGGAUCUUUCCCACAACAAAAUUGAAGGCCCCAUACCUAAAUGGUUCUUGAGUGUUAGUAUAAACAACUUGUUUUUCUUGGAUCUUUCUCACAAUUUCAUUAGCGGUUGGGAGGUAGCCCCUUCAAUUUUACCUUGGAAUGAAUUAAGGUAUCUAAACUUACAUUCCAACAAGUUGCAAGGCCCACUUGUAGUUCCACCAGAGGACAUAUCUUACUAUAUUGUUUCAAACAACAACUUGACUGGUGGCAUUCACCCAUUUUUCUGUAAGUUGAAAGAUCUCGGAUUUUUUGAUGUGUCUAAUAACUUUUUGGCUGGCAUUAUUCCCCACUGCAUGGGUCAAUUAUGUGUACAUAAUUCUUCCUCCAACUUCAACUUAAUGACAUUGGACCUCAGCAACAACCGAUUGCACGGGAAAGUUCCACACUCUUUAAGCAAAUGUCAACAGUUGGAAAUUCUUAACCUUGGGCAUAAUGAAAUAGAAGACACAUUCCCUUCUUGGUUACCUGAACUUUCAGAGUUGCAGGUUCUUGUUUUGCGAAGCAAUAAAUUCUAUGGUCCUGUAUGGCAUCCUCACAGCAAAGUUUUUGGUUUUAGAAAGUUGCGGAUUAUUGAUCUAUCUUUCAAUGAGUUUAAUGGAACUUUACCACCAGAUUACUUCAAAAGUUGGAGCUCCAUGAUGCAAAUUUCCAACAAAGAUAACUCAUCACAACUGAAGUAUAUGGAAUAUGGUGAUUCCGGAAAAACAUAUUAUCAUGCCUCUUUGAAAGUAAUAGAUAAAGGUAUAGAAAUUGUGAUGGUGAAGAUCAUAACCAUUUUUACAUCCAUUGAUCUGUCAAAUAAUAGAUUUGAAGGAGAAAUUCCAAUAAGCCUGAGGAAUCUUCAAUCAUUAGUUGUGCUCAACCUAUCAAGUAAUAGUUUUACAGGGCCAAUUCCAUCAUCUUUUUCAAACCUUGGAGAGCUGGAGUCCUUGGAUCUCUCUAAAAACAAGUUGUCAGGUCGAAUCCCACCGCAGUUUGCUAAGCUGACAUUUCUUGAAUAUUUGAACCUCUCCCACAACAAUCUCACAGGUCCCAUACCACAAGGCGGACAAAUGGAAACAUUUCAAGCUUCUGCAUUUGAGGGAAACUUUGGUUUGUGCGGCUUACCUUUGCCCAAAAAAUGCGAUGACAUUGAGACACCAACUUCUCAGCAAGACCAGGAAUCAGAUUCAGGAUAUGACUUUGGGUGGAGAGUAGUAGCCUUGGGAUACGGAUGCGGAUUCCUAAUUGGAAUGGUUGCAGGACAUUUUAUCAUCUCCAAAAGACCAAAUUGGUUUUCCAAAACAUUUGGUGUCAACAUACAGAGGCCUAGAUGAUUCUCUCUUUUCGCUUAUCUUUCUGCUAUACGCCAGUUUGAAUAUAUAAUUGGCACAUUCUGGUUGGCGGUGCAUGGAGAAAGCUGCUGUUCUGUGGUUCUUCAUCAAGUGAAUUUUUCUAUUUUUAAGUUUUUUUGGCAAUUGAAGGAUGUUUUAUGAUUUUGUUAAAAAAUAUAUAUGAUUGUACAUAUUGCUUUCGACUAUUCUUAUCAAGGAAUUGGUGGUAUAUGCUUUUUGAUA
Molecule: messenger RNA, 3774 nt
Organism: Ziziphus jujuba (common jujube)
Lineage: Eukaryota; Viridiplantae; Streptophyta; Magnoliopsida; Rosales; Rhamnaceae
Product: receptor-like protein 7
Exons: 2
Coding region: 142-3534 (1130 amino acids)
Molecular function (GO): protein binding
Source: RefSeq, a predicted model, not a curated record